Molecule: messenger RNA, 2340 nt
Organism: Peniophora sp. CBMAI 1063
Lineage: Eukaryota; Fungi; Basidiomycota; Agaricomycetes; Russulales; Peniophoraceae
Source: the annotation of a GenBank genome assembly
AUGACUAGCGACUUUUCUAGUGACAUCCACUCAGAUGACAGUGACGGAAACGAGGCCCCGGCUCGUGGGUAUGGGCGUGGGCGGGGUGGACGUGGACGUGGACGUCGUCGUGGUGGAGCCCGUAGCAACGCUGGUGGUCGCGGCCGUGCUGCAGGUAAAGCGGGUAAAUCGCUAAAGAAAGCUGGCAGUGGGGAUGACCCAGGCGAGCAGCCAGUCACGAAGCGGCCGCGCCGAGGCACGAGGACUGGCACUCAGAUCGCUAAUGAUGCAGCAAUCGCUGCCCAGACUGCCACCCAACACGACCCGGAGCAGGGUGUCUCGCCUAGCGAGAAUCAUAUGGAGAUGGACAGGGAUGGCCAGGAGACCGAGGAGGAAGCCGUAGUCCCGACCGAUAACGACUACAUGGACAGUGAUGCAGAGGCCGAGAAAACUGUCCGUCCCCAUACGCGCUUUCAAGGCUCUGUGCACCCUGGUUGGGAUACGGGCGAAUUCAAGCGCAGCCGGCAUGAGCAACAACGCGAGGCCGCCGCGAAGAGUGACGUGGUGCAACGCGCGCACGACGCGAAGGCCGCCCAAGAGCGCGUCAAGAAGGAUCAGACUUGUGCUGGCCUCGCGCGUGCCACGGAGAUGAUGGAGGACCGUGUCGGGGAGGAAGAGAGAUUGCUGGCACGCGAGGUUCUGCCUGAGGCACAGAAAGAGAGCGAGACAGAUGGUGGUGGGAAGGGAAAGGGGAAGGCAGUCGAGAAGCCGAGAAAGGUGCGUGCUGAUCUUCCCGCUCACAUUCCGAGCACGAGCACUUACCAUUGCGGGUCUGUCUUUCGCACCCAUCAGACACCCCAGGAGAAGCGGCUCGAGGAGAAAGAAAAGCGUGUCAAGGAGAUCAACGCUGCGCGUUCAUCGGUCAACAAGAACCUUUCCCUCGCAAAGUCGCUGUCUGUUGCACCCGCCAUCAUCGGUCCAUCUGCAUCCACAAGUGCACCAUCUACCUCCAACCGGUCUUCUACUACGAAGGGAAAGAGUGCAGCUGGUGCUUUCGAUUCGGCAUGGCUGAAGAAGUCGUCUGCAUCAAGUUCGACUCCGGCUAAGACUAAGGUUAAAGCCACUGCUUCUACGCCAGCAACUCCCGGCUCUGCUUCUGCCAGUUCAACCAUCUCAAAGAAGUUCGCUGGCCUCUCGUUCACGGCUGACCCCGAUAUCAAAGUAAUCUUGUCUCCUCAAACUCCUGCUGCUUCGUCAUCCCACUCGUCGGAAGUGGCCACAGCUCGUCUGAAGAAGACUUCUGAAGCUACACCAUCAAAGCUCCCCUCGCAAGCUAACCAAGUGAAGCGUGGCAUUGUGGUCGAGGAGCUGGAGGACAACAGUAGCGAUGAUGAAGUGAAGGUGGUAGAUAAAGGGUUCACGGACAAGGACGUCGCCUCUGUGAAGGGCGAUGGCAAGGGCAUUGGCCGCGCGAAGAUCGUCAAGGUCGAGGAGAUCAAGGAAGAAGAGGGUGUUGCUGUGUCUCGCCAGACCUCUCCCGCCAACGUUGAUCCGUCUUGCACGUGCGGUUACGCGGAUCUUCCUGACUGGAUGCCUGUCGCUCUCUUUCAAUCCAGAGUUGAGACGGGUUUGCAGGUCUUCUAUGGCUCGUUUGAGAAUCCUUUCAAUCUGCAUGACAAUGAUAAUGUCCUCAGGGAUAUCAUCAAGAUGAUCAUAGCUGUCAUACGUCCCAAGCAGGGGUAUAAGCCAAAGAAGGCAGUCACGGAUCACGUGUAUCAACUUUUGUGUCAGGCAUGCCACACGUGGCUCAAGGGUUUUCUCGACUUCGCCACAACCGUCGUCAAGACUGCCAUCAACAAGCACAGUACCAGCUCAGUUGAGGAACAUGCCGCAUUUGCCAAGGAUGCUCUAAAUGGUUCAAUGUCAGAACGUCGUGGUACCCUGCACUCACCGUACAUCAUCGAAGUAUUUGCCAAGGCAUAUGUGACGAAGGUGCAGACAGUGAAACUGACAGUUGAACGGGAACCAGUUGGUGCACUCAUACUCUCGCACGUUGCUGUCUGCAUGGUUUUCCAGGCUUUCAAGGACGGUCGCUCCAGUCCGGGAGCCAUCAAGUGGAAUGCUGCAUCCCUUGCCAAAGACAUGGCGAAGUCGCUCAAGAUCGUCCUAGGACUCGAAAAGAAGAAGAAGAUCGCCUCCAUUGUUACAGCUGCGGAGCAAUUUCUUCAGAUAUCGUGUCCCACGCAGACGACUGUUCAGCAAGCAGGUCCUUCGCAAGCAGCUGUACAGGACCUACCGAGCAGUCCGCCCGACUUGUUGGGUGAACAAGAGCAUGUCAAUGACGAUGACGAUGACAACUGA